Molecule: messenger RNA, 3914 nt
Organism: Octopus bimaculoides (California two-spot octopus)
Lineage: Eukaryota; Metazoa; Mollusca; Cephalopoda; Octopoda; Octopodidae
Source: RefSeq, a predicted model, not a curated record
AUUGCCCAAACCACCAUGAAUGACUGCGAAAAUAUGCUCAAUCGCAGCGCAUUGCUGCAAAAUGCUAUCAAUAGACGAAACUCCUUACAUGAUGGCAGUUGUGUCAAAUUUCCAUAUGGACAACGAGAUUUGGACAGUUCAAUUACCUCUAACAGCAUUGUCAACAGUACCACUAUUGGCAACGGUAACAACGUUGAAGACGCUUGCACCGAUAGCAACGACAGCGUUAGCGUCGUUAGCAACACUAGUGAAUUGGACAACGCUGUCAACGGUAUCAACGGCAACGUAAACACGGCUAGCAACAGUAGCGACAUUAGUAAAGAACUCUCAAAUUGCGAGCCACUUCAGAUGGUGCCCUUCUCAACACACCCCGAUGCCAUCAGUGCCAAAAAGCCCCUCUGUCGUUUGGACUAUUCAGUUCGAAACACUGCCAUAGGCUCGCUACCUAGGUGUAAUUCAGACCUGUGGACUUUGCAAGAACAAGACGAAAGCGAUAAAGAAAAUGAUGGUGAUGACGACGACGAUGCUGAUGAUGAUGAUGAAAAUAAUGAUAAUGGUGAUUCUGAUUACGAUAAUAAAGAUGUGGUAGGGAAUGGAAUAUGGUGGGUGCUGAAAAAUAAGAAAGAAAACAACCGUUUAGAUGAUGUGAAGGGAAGCGAGACGGAGACAGCAAGAGAGAGAAAUAGAAGAGGAGAUGAUGAUGUUUGUGUCGAGAGGGAAAAGAAAAAUAGCGAGAAAGAAAAGAACAACAGCAGUAGUGGUGACGAGAAAAGCGGCGGGGAAAGCAUAACGAAAGAGGAAAGUAAAGCAGGUUGGCAAGAGGAUGGGGAGAAGAGAAGGAAGUGGGAGGCUAUACGUGAAGUGAAGGGAGAAGGGGAAGCGGAGGAGAAAAAGAAGGAGGAAGAGCAAGAGGCGUUGACACCGAAUUGUUAUUCUUCAAAUGAAUAUGAAUUCGAGACAGCGAGUGAGGGAAUAGGUUUGCUGGAAGUUAAGGUCGAAAAACAGUUGUGCGGUGCUACUGUUCAUCGUCCCACAAUGUUACGUUUGACUACAACCGCGUCAGGCCAUGAUUCGGCACCUACAACUGUAACUUGGUCAGAUACUUGUCGAAACCAAUCGGACACCAAGAGACUGGGAAAUAACUUGAAGAAAAUCAAAGAAACAACUGCAAUGCCUCAACGACUUGAAACGGAAUUCAGCACAGAGAAUCACUGUGGCGAAAAUGUACCUUUAGUUGACACGGUUACAUCCCAGCAGCGAGUUAACGACCCAGCACUGGCGGCGCUUCCAUCACCGUUGCUACCAUGUCCGCCCUCGCCAGCACUGCCUCUUGCAACCCUUUCUUCACCUGCUCCCUCAAUUCCUCCGCAUUCUAAUCAUCCCAAACAUCCUCAUCAUCAUCAGAAUUGUCUUCAACAACAGCAAAACCACAAUCAACACCAACAGUCCCAUGCUCACUUUUUUCUUACAUCUGAAGCUAACCUAACGGUCUCCACAAAACCAGUUCCAUCAUGUGGCAACAAUUCCCCCGUUUCUACAGUUUCUGCCUCUUCUACUUCGUCUUCUUCUUCUUCUUCUUCUUCACCUCCUUCUCCUUCUUGUCCUUCUUCUCCUCAAACGACGCACUCUUCUGUCGACCAAGAAGGCAAAACCACAAAAGAAGGGGACCCUUUCCAUACGGAAGUUCUUGAUUCAAACCCUGAUUACCCAACAACAGGCCAUUCCAUCAAUGAUAUCAUCAAGAUGUCCCUUGAGGAUUAUGUGGUACUAAAAGACGAAGAGAACAGACGUCUCUCCGUCGACGUGUUACCCACAGCUAACAACAAACCAAGGCAGAGUUACUCUAAGAUGGUCUUACAGAACAUUCUCAAUGGAACAGAAAAUGUUGAUGAUGAUGUCCAAUCAACUAAUGCUUUGAAAACUAACUUACGGAAAAGUGCUGCCAAGAAACGACAGCGCAAGCAAUUAAUUCCAAACCAAACCAAAACAGACGAUGACAAGAGCAAAAAGGACAUAGAAGAUAAUAAAAAAUCAGUUCGUGAUGGUUUCUUCAUCAUACUCAGUGGAAUGUACGGUCUACUACUGGUGGUGCUUGGUGCUGUGAUACCAAUUUCUGAAACUUUUGCAAAUCUUACGACCUUGUAUUUCUUCGAUGGCUGUUUUAUGCUAGAAACCAAAGUUUCAUUAAACCGUUACAGUAUCCACAGUUACAGUAUAAUUUUCACUGGAUCUACGUCAGUUAUUCCGCAGUGUUCGUUUAGUUUAGAAUUGAUGAGGGAAACAGAAAAUGGGUUUGACGGUUUUGGUAUCGGUGGUAUGAUCCACAGUGGUCUACAACUGGGACAGCAUUUGCAACUUAUCGGUGGAUCGAAUGACUGUGAUGGUCUAAUGCAAAUUGUAAAGCCAUUAUUUCAUCUGGUUUUUACUUUUGUCCAACUCUACUUUGUAUUUCUCAACCCUAAGGUUUGCAUCCAUCGCUACAAGACAUUGGCUCGUUUCGGAUUAAUGCAUAUGUGCGGCACAAAUAUUUGUGUCUGGUUUCGUAAUAUUGUAGUGGAAACACUGCAUGAGAUGCAUUCUGGGAUUGCUCACUCUUCGAACGGUCAUGGCAGUCACGGUCACGAUCAUCCUCUCGUUGAACAUCACCAAAACAAUCACACUACACAUCCAAGUAUUCAUAUGCAUACCGUUCAUCACGUUAAAGAUACACAUCAUAUAGAACAUUCUCACAACUCGUCUCUUCAGCUCCAUUCUCACCACAAUGGAAAUGUUUCUUCCACGCUAAUUGCAGCGAUGGUCAGUACUGUGAAUUCUCAUGAAACAAAGGCUUUGAAAACACUUCCUGAUGUAAACUGCUACUGGAAUAAAAUGAUGGGGAAAGUGGUGGAACAAGCAGGGCCUUAUCUCUAUCCUUGCAGUAUUGAAUACAGUCUUAUUUGUGCAGGUAUAAUGUUUGUACUUUGGCAACAGGUUGGUCGAGGACCAAAACCCAUUUUCACAAAAACCAACGGACAAAAUGCUGAUGAUGACUUUCAGGAAUCUCGCUCAUAUCGCUUGAGUGUUGACUGUGGUGGUUCAAGUCGAGGCCUUUUCCUCGGCAUUCUUCUUUUCGUGGGUGCCGUCAUAACUAUGGUAGCUUUCUAUGUUUUAGUUCACAAAGAAAAUAUGACAAUUACUGCCUUGGCUCUGGUUCAUCUCUCUGAAAUAAUAAUAUAUUUGUUGGGUUUAAUUGCAACCAUAACAGCCGCAUGGCGCAUGCGUGGUCUGGCUUACAAACCCGGCCAUGCCUCCGUUCUCGAAAGCGUCCUUAUAUUGAUAUCCUUAACCGGUGUGUUUAUUUUCUGCCUCUUUGGAAUCAUUGCCGCUCUUUUCCACGAGGAAAGUGGUAUAACGAACACUUUGUCAAUUGCAUCGAAUCUCAUGAUGAUUAUUCAGUCCAUAGUUCAAACUGUAUUUAUGGCUGUUGGUGCUGAAAUGCAAGCCUAUACCCAAGCUCAAGAACGUCAAAAGCCAGGACGAGAACUGGUCACAUUUCUCAUAUUGUGCAAUUUGUCCCUUUGGGGCAUCAAUACAUUCGAAACACAGCGCGCUGAACAUAAUCCCAUUCAAACGGAUUUUUAUGGACACAUGGCUUGGGCAAUACUUACACACAUAUCUGUACCUCUUGGAAUAUUUUUCCGAUUUCAUUCUACAGUUUGUCUAUCAAAUAUCUGGAAAAACGCUUGGAAAAUCAGACAUCACUAAUUAUGAUCUCCAAGUUAUAUUUAUUAAAUGUUUUUCAUUGUCCUUCAAGUAUUUUAUUUUUCUCAUCACUCACUUCAAAUGCACUCUUCUUUACCUGUCACUUGAAGGAAUAAUCUCAAGUUGUUCAGCAGAUAGAAAAUAUGUCGGAUAUUCGGAGCGAAGGCAAUUUU